AAACUAGUAUUUUUAAUAUUUAUCGAAAAACAAGUUUCGGUGGUAUAGAGAUUUUUUAGUAAAUUUUGACACGAGGAUGGUGCUAUACCUGGUUGUAGAUAAUUCCAGGUCCUAUCCGCUAGACUUGGAAAGCUACAUACGGUGAUCCACGUUGGUAUAUAAGAGCAGGGAAGAGACAGUGUGUAUAUUAAAUAUUGUACACAAUUGCGAACGGAACAAUCGUUUUAUCGAUUGCAGAGUGAUAUCAUUAUAUGAGAAGAUUGUCAAGAAGUAUUUCCUACAGAAUGUAAAUUGUUUUAUCGUGGCGCCAUACAUUUAAUCACAACACGUCGCAUCUAUUAAUUACUUUCUAGUCUUUGCGAAGGAAGGAGAAGAAGAAAGAAAGGAAGAUGACUACAGGAUUGAAGACAAUGGAAUUUCUACGGUUAGGCCGACGACUUCGUCGACGCCUAAAUGCCCGAAAUGUGAGCGAUCAGCUGCUUGCUGGCGGUGAGGACAGAAAGAAAAGAAUUGCAUUAAAUAUUGAUAUGAAGAUGCUGAAGAUCGGAUUCAUUGGAGGCGGCAAGAUGGCCCAAGCUCUAGCCAAAGGUUUUAUACGAGCUGGAUUGAGCAAGGGUGAAAUGAUGUUGGCCAGUUGCCUUCCGAACGAUGUGGGCAGUAUAGAUGCGUUUAAGGAAAUGGGUUCAGAGACCGUAUUUUCAAACGAACCAGUAGUUGAUUAUGGCGACGUCUUAAUUUUAUCAGUAAAACCACAAGUGGUUCCGCAGGUUCUUCCAGAUUUGAAGAAUUAUAGAAAACUUUUACUUUCUAUUGUUAUGGGAGUCCCAUUAACUUCAUUAGAAAAGGCUCUGCCAGAUGGAACACCAGUAAUUAGAGUAAUGCCCAAUACACCAGCCCUAGUGGGUUGUGGCGCAACGGUAUAUGCUCGUGGAAAGUAUGCCGGUGAUAAGGAAGCUGAAAUAGCAGAAAAAUUAUUUUCCUCCGUGGGUUUAUGCGAAGAAGUAUCUGAAAAUUUAAUUGACCCCGUUACGGCCUUGGCUGGUUCCGGGCCUGCAUAUGUAUAUAUGAUGAUAGAAGCUUUGGCUGAUGGAGGUGUAAAAAUGGGUCUCAUGAGGCCAAUCGCGUAUAAAUUAGCUGCGCAAACUGUUCUUGGAGCUGGUACUAUGGUUCGAGACACAAAGGCACACCCAGGACAACUUAAAGAUGAUGUAGCUUCGCCAGCAGGGUCUACCAUAACUGGAAUUCACUAUUUGGAAGAGCACGGAUUGAGAUCAGCUAUAAUUGGAGCAGUUGAAGCAGCAACAAAGCGAUGCAAAGAAGUUAGUUCAUUUUCAGAGAAAAAUUAA
Molecule: messenger RNA, 1346 nt
Organism: Eufriesea mexicana
Lineage: Eukaryota; Metazoa; Arthropoda; Insecta; Hymenoptera; Apidae
Product: pyrroline-5-carboxylate reductase 2
Exons: 9
Coding region: 390-1346 (318 amino acids)
Biological process (GO): L-proline biosynthetic process
Molecular function (GO): pyrroline-5-carboxylate reductase activity
Source: RefSeq, a predicted model, not a curated record